GUCAUAGGCAUCACGUUUACCUUGGUUGCUGUUGGUUGCCUUUUGAUCGUCUUGGUACCUCGGUCCUUUGGUCUCCCUCGGGUUUUUUUCUCUGUUCAAGAAGUUCUCGGCCUUUUGGAAGAUCAAAGCGCAGCGCUGCUUCUACCACGAGACUCGGGCAUUUCUGCCAUUUCGGUUCUCUGUGCUGUUGGGUGAUGGCUGCUGAACUAGGAACCGUUCAUUCAGCAUGAACCCCUCAAACCUGAACCUGACCGCCCGGCCGGGCUGCGGCACGGGAGCCCUGGUUGGCCAGCCGGGCCUCCCGGCGUACUGCACCGCAGCGCUGGUCCCGUGCACAGCGCAAGGACCCCUAGUGGGAGGGCCGCAGGGGCCUCUGGUGGCCGGGUCUGCCUGGACGACGGCCGUGUCCGGCGGGGCGGCCCAGUACCGACCAGCCGGGUCGUACGGGGCCGUGGCCGCCCGCGGCUACGGGGCCGGCGUCUUGGCGUCCCAGGGGCAGCUCACGCUGCACGCCGCCUCCGCCCAGUGGAGCUCGGCUUCCUGCGUCUCUGUGAUGCCUCUGACCCCCCUGUCUGGUCCGUACACAUAUCCUGGUCCGGCACUGCAGCAAUUUGCACCCCAGCCUUACCCCGGGUGUACCUCGGUGCUGCCCAGCUGGAGGCCGGAAGCGACGCACGUGACAGGAAGCAGCAGCUCGGAGCGGGACCGCGACAGAGGAUCACGUCGAUGCCGCGACAGGUCGAGGGAGGGCCGCCGGAGCAGAGAGGGCCGUUCCCCGCGCCGGAGUUCCCGCGAGCGUCACGGCCACUCCUCGAGGAGCCGGAGCGGGCACGGGAGCCGCCCGAGGCACCGAGAGCGCCCGCGCUCGCCGGGACCCCAGAGGCGCCGACGGUCUCGCGGCAGCGGCGAGAGGGGGUCCGUAUCCCCGGACGAGAGGCCACUGCCCCCCGCCCGGCCCAGGGAGCGCCCGUCCCAGGAGAGGAGGAGGGAGGGAUGCGCCAGGAGGACACCCAAGGGCCCCAGCCGGGACGCUUCGCCGCCUCAGCCUGAAGGCGAUGCCUCGGACGAGGGCUCCUGUCCCGUGGCUCAGGAGGAGGAGGAAGAGGACUUCUUGUCGGAGUCUGCGCGAUGGAUCCGCUGCAGCCCAGCCGACCUCUACUACCAACGGGACGAGAAGGUGCCGGGGCUGGUGACGGGCACAGCGAAGCUGCACGCCCUCCAGGAGCGGUUCCGCCUGGAGCUGGUGGAGAGGGCAGCUGUGGCCAGAAGCAAACAAGAGCCCUACCAGCCGCCCCCGCGCAGGAGCAAGCUCUGCAACCCCAAGUCACACCCCAUUGCCAAUCCCGGGAGCAGCGACUCGUCCAGCAAUGAGUCGGAGUCCGACGAGGACAACGCCAUGGAGGAGCUGGAGGUGAAGAAGAAGCACCCGUACAGGCUGCACCCCGAGCUCUGGUUCAACGACCCCGGAGAGAUGAACGACGGCCCGCUGUGCCGGUGCAGCGCCCGUGCCCAGCGGUCGGGCAUCCGGCACGGCAUCUACCCAGGCGAGGGACCCCUGGCCCCCUGCGACCCCAACACCAACAACGUGGGGCGCCUGCACCACUACCGCAUCGCCGUCACGCCCAGGACCAACUUUAUGAUGAAGUGCCCGACGACCAUCCGGCACGACGGGCACGAGUUUGUCUUUGAGGGCUUCUCGAUGCUGUCUCACUGGGCGCUGCCCAAGCUGCCCACCUGCCGGGUGAUCCGCUUCAACAUCGAGUAUGCGGUGCUCUACCUGGAGGAGAAGUUCCCCGAGAACUUCACAGUGUGCGGGCUGGAGCUGCUCUCCCGCUACCUGUUCACGGAGGUGCUUGAGAUGCUCGACCUGGACUGGAGGGCCCACGGGGACCCGGAGGGCUGCCCCCGCUUCCACUUCAUGCCCCGCUUCGCACGCAAGCUCGAAGACAACGGCAAGGAGCUGCUGUCUCUGAACGUGGUGCUGCAGUACCUUCUGACGAGCAGCGUGCCUCUGGUGGCUGCCCCCGAGCUGCCCCGCCUCUGCAAGAUGUCCCAGAGCAAGUGGCAGGGCUUUGCUGACCAGGUGAAGGGCAUGAUAGUGGUGAAUCCCGGCAUGAAGCCCUGUGCCCUGCGGGUAGACCAGUUAGACCGAGAGCUGUGCGGGACGCAGGGCGGAGUCUUCCCUGAGAUCGUCCACUUUGGGAUACGGCCGCCCCAGCUCAGUUACGCCGGCAACCCCAUGUACCAGAAGGCCUGGCGGGACUACGUCAAGUUCCGGCACCUGCUGGCCAACAAGCCCAAGGUGCUGUACACGGACCGCCACAAGCUGCUCCAGAAGGAGGCCAAGCUGCAAGAGAUGCGGCUCAAGAGCAACCUGAAGAGAGAUGUGACGGUGGUGGUGAGCAGCGAGAACUUCUUCAGAACGGGAAUCAUGUGCGACAUUGUUCAGCAUGCUCUGCUACUUCCGGUUCUUGUGUGCCACCUGAGGUUCCACAAGUCUCUGGACUUCCUCGAGAGCAUCAUCGGGACAGAGUUCAAGGACCGAUACCUACUGCAGCUGGCCCUGACCCACCCCUCGUACCGGGAGAACUUUGGCACGAACCCGGACCACGCCCGCAACUCGCUGACCAACUGCGGCAUCAGGCAGCCCGAGUAUGGAGACCGCAGGAUCCACUACCUCAACACCAGGAAGAGAGGCAUCAACACGCUGAUCAACAUCAUGUCCCGCUUUGGGCGCCAGGAGGAGACGGCGUCGAGCAUCAGCCACAACGAGCGGCUGGAGUUCCUCGGGGACGCGGUGGUGGAGUUCCUGUCAAGCAUCCACCUGUUCUUCAUGUUCCCGGACUUGGAGGAAGGUGGUCUGGCAACCUACCGGGCAGCCAUCGUGCAAAACCAGCACCUGGCCGUCCUUGCCAAGAAACUGGAGCUGGAGAAGUACAUGCUGUACGCCCACGGGUCGGAUCUGUGCCACGACCUGGAGCUGCGGCACGCCAUGGCAAACUGCUUCGAAGCUCUCAUGGGGGCCCUGUUCCUGGACAGCGGCAUCAGGGUGGCCGACCAGGUGUUUUCCACCACCCUCUUCUCGGAGCCGGACCUGCUCGGGGUCUGGGUCAACUACCCGCUCCACCCACUACAGGAGCAAGUCCCGGAAGGUGACCGCAAGUGGAUCGACUCUGUGCCGCUCCUCAAGAAGCUGCACGAGUUUGAAGAGCUCACGGGCAUCGAGUUCACCCACAUCCGCCUACUGGCCAAGGCCUUCACUCACCGCAGCAUUGGGUUCAACAACCUCACCCUGGGUUCGAACCAGAGGCUAGAGUUCCUGGGAGACACGGUGCUUCAGCUGGUGGCCUCGGAGUACCUCUACAAGUACUUCCCCGAACACCAUGAGGGCCACCUUUCGCUGCUGCGGAGCUCGCUGGUGAACAACCGGACGCAGGCGGUGGUGUGCGAUGAUUUGGGCAUGGUGGAGUUCACCAUUUACCCUUACCCCAAGGGAGAGCUCAAGACCAAGGACAGGGCAGACAUCCUCGAAGCCUUCCUCGGGGCGCUGUUUGUGGACAAGGGGCUGGAGUACUGCAAUGCCUUCUGCCAAGUCUGCUUCUUCCCACGACUGCAGGACUUCAUCUUGAACCAAGACUGGAACGACCCCAAGAGCAAGCUGCAGCAGUGCUGCCUUACACUGCGCUCCAUGGACGGUGGCGAACCCGACAUUCCCGUCUACAAGGUAAUAGAAUGUAAGGGUCCCACAAACACACGGGUCUACACUGUUGCGGUGUACUUCAGAAGAAAAAGGCUGGCUACUGGCUCUGGUCACAGUAUUCAGCAGGCAGAGAUGGCCGCUGCUUCGAAGGCCUUGGAAGCGUCCAAAGAGUUGUUCCCUCAGCUGAGCCACCAGAGGAGGGUCCUGGAGAGGAGCCUGAAGCAGCGGGUGCCUGGCUCCAGGGAGUCGCACCAGCGGGGUCCUUCGAGCAGCAGACGACCCAGAGCAGAUUCUCCGGCAGGCCACAGCAGGUCAAGGGACUCAUCUAGAAGCACUCGUCGGGAAUCGCCCAGAGACCCUACCAGAAGCGGGAGGAGCUCUCACUCUCGGAAGAGCAUUGACAGCAGAAGAAGUCGCAGCGAAAAGGCGGAGGACAGGUCCAGACCAAGGGGACAAGACCACUGAUUGAAGACAACAUUACUAGAUAGGCAGGCUGGUUGUUAAUCGACAUACUAAAACCUGAGACGGAGGCAAAAUGUGAGGACAUACGCAAUGCCUCAAGCACAGCUACUAAAUUUUAUU
Messenger RNA from Ixodes scapularis (black-legged tick), 4282 nucleotides. It is a transcript of the gene drosha, whose product is annotated as ribonuclease 3. The record is from RefSeq and is a predicted model, not a curated record. Gene Ontology annotation, biological process: pre-miRNA processing; primary miRNA processing; regulation of gene expression. Lineage: Eukaryota; Metazoa; Arthropoda; Arachnida; Ixodida; Ixodidae. Gene Ontology annotation, molecular function: ribonuclease III activity; double-stranded RNA binding. Bases 227 to 4165 code for a protein of 1312 amino acids. Gene Ontology annotation, cellular component: nucleus. The transcript is spliced from 28 exons.